UCAGGCAAAAGUUCCAAAAUUUCUGGGGUUCGAGCAAAUGUUAGUUUGGUGCUUUUUAGGUUUUAAUAUAAUUGUAAAUUGCAUAAGACAUGCAGUCUUAUUUUUGACUCCUGGUUGCACAAAGUAAGCAAAUGUUACAUACAGCUCUGGGAGACUAUGGUGGUCAUUUUUUCUGUUGUAUGGCAUUACAUAGACCAAACUAUUAAUUGGAAACAAAAAGUAUUGAAAGUCAUUGUUAAUUCCAACCAUAUAUACGGGUGUAAACACAUCCCUGAUCUCUAUUGUUCGUUUGAUAACCACAUAUUCUCAGGACAUUAUGUUCAUAAAAAAAUAUAAAAUCAAAAGCAGCACUCCUGAUAAGUACAUAAGAAUUAAUGGCUCCUGUUCUUAAAAUGUGUAACAAACCCAUUUAGUAUCUUAACAAAAUUAGGUUUUAACAUCUUGAGUGAACAGAUUAGCUGUGUAGAAGCCCAGAUGGAUGCCAGUCUGUUUCAUCACCCAUACACAAACAUUAGAGAAACACUUCUAACAUUUCUACAAACAUUUUUGAGUGAGAAAGGAAAAAAAAAACUCUUCGGCAUGUAGUUUGUGGAAAUCGAUUUCAAGACGUUAAAACGUGAAAGCGAUUCAGGCUUAGCUGAGCUUUUUGUCAGGUUUGGUUUUACACACGUUUCUGCGUAAUCCAAUUUUAACUGCCUCGCUUAAUCCAUUCAGAGCUGGUAACCCAGGUACCGCAUGAUCUGAUCCUGCCACCAUAACGAAGAUGCAGUGGAGGUUUCUGCAAUAUGCUUAUCUAAAAUACAUCAUAUCUCCAACUGAAGAGGACAGUAAAAUUCCACACUAGGCAAAAUAAUCUUAAACGCUGACGGUACUAACUGUCGUGUGGAUCCUGCGUAUGACGGGCGCUGGCACUUUAGUGCUGAUUCAGUGACGUCAUUAAACCAUUUUUGUUAUCCGUCUAAAUCUGAAAUGGUUUGCUCUGGCUCUGUCCAAAUGCAUGUUCUUGUAACAUUUUCAUGUGCAACAAUGAAAUUAGAGAUGCUUACCAAGAGAUAUAAUGUGCACCUUUAGGUACUACAUCCUUUUUUCUUUUUUUUUAAAUAAGAUUCUGUAAAAAAAGGAAGCAGUUUGGUGUGAUUUUUAUCCCGACUCGAGUUAUCCAGAGUUUAUGUGAUCAAAAAAAAAAGGAGACCAGCAUUACUGAAGUUCAUUCUCCUCCCCCAGACUGCAAGUUUGUUAUCCAGCCUCAUCCUGGAGUUAGAAAUUUGAGUUUAAGCCUGUUUUGUUUGGAACAAAUCACAUCUCAUAAACAGAUUUCUGCUUCCUCAGAACUGCAGUCAGAAUGCAGCUGUGUUUCAGCGGCUGACACAUCACCGAAGCUGCCACUGAAGGUUCAUGUGUCUGAGGUUAAAUUGUCUGAAAAAUGUGGCUACGGGGGAAAUUUCUUUUCUUCUCACAUGAAUACAGAUUUUUAUUAUUUCUAUCUUUAAACAUAGCCAAAGAAAUUUACAGUGAAAGUCAUAAAGUCGAGCUGACUCAUUUCAAAUAUUUUGGGCACACCAAGAUUGUGGGUUCGCUCUAUUCUUCCGGAUUGCUGGUCUGUCAUGAAGGUGUAAAUUAUGCUUCAGUUUUCUUAGAGAUUUUUAACCCAUUUAAUCUUCUUACAGAAAGUAAAGCACAGUACGGUUUUCUUUGUUUGUGAGGAAUAAAUAAACUGGACCGAAAGAGAUGUCCAUGUCCAUGUCAUUGGUAUCAAGACAAACCACAUCUGCUGAAGCUCACCAUGCAGUCAGACACUGUUUUUCCGCUCUCAGUGACACUACAGGCUGCGGAUAUAUCUUCUGCCUCAUUAACCAUAACGGACCUGAUGUAUGUUCACGCUCUCCUGUGCAGAUUUUCACUGUGUUGUUUGACAAGGUGAAGAAAAUGGUCGACUGAUGACUUAUUUAUAGAAGACAUUAUCUACCUGUAAGGAAGUUGGUGGGAAAGGUUUGUCUGUGAAUGAACCUUCUGAGCCACAACUCAGAUUUAUGACGCUGCAACAUUAGACUUCAUCUAAAUUUAAUGACAGGCCUUUGUUCUGGAUUUAGAAACAGUAGAUUAUAAAGCCCAGAGUCCUUACUAGUCCUCAAUGGGUGUGUGGGGUUGUGAAACUAUAAAUCUGGUGCGUUUUGCUGCACCUCUGGGUUAAAAUGCCUCGACUGAAUUUGAGUUUUUUAGUGAAAGAGCCAGUGUGAUCCCAGCUUUCAGUGGACUGCUGGUGAGCUGCCUGCGCCUUUUGAUGUGGCGACGGAAGCCACCCCAUCAUUUUCCCAUCAGCUCACAGAUGUUAUAAAUACUCAUUAAAAGGCAGCUCUUCAGCCUUCAUGCCAAGAUGGAUGAUUCUAUGUUUAGGUUUUUAUGACAAAAUAAGUUCAGAGCAUAUUCAGUUUGUUGCCAAGAAAAUAGAAACACCUGUAAAUAUUCACUUUUUAUUGACACUGUGCCUUUGGUUUUUGAUGUUUGGACUCAUUCAUAUUUAAGCUGUACCAAAAAGAAGGCCUCUGAAUUAUUUAACUUAGGUCCACUUGGACUUUUCAUAUUACACUCAAUCAGGAAUUUAAUUCUCACCAUUAUUUAUUAUUGUGUUGGCCCCAAAAUAGUCAAAUGUGACUAUGUGAAGUGCUUAAACCACAUGGCCUUGGUUUGCUAUAGUAGCCCAUUCUGACGAUAGAAAUAGAAGUAAUUAUGGUGAGGCAAAAUUAUGAGCUAAUAAAUCCAGAUUAUAACAUGCAGAGUAAAAAUUACACUACUAAGUAACAAUUAUGAGAUACAAAAUGUUUCAUACCGAGUUAAAAUGAGGCACUAAGCCAAAAACAAUGACGUAUUAAAAAUGACAACCUAGUUGAAACCAUUACACAAACAGUUAAAAACACAGAAUUAUUGAGAAAAACACUCAGACAAGAACAAUGACUUACUGAGUCAAAAUAUUAUGAUAAUAAAUACAGAGGUAUUACAACAGCCUGGGGCACAGGCAUGAUGUUUUCCGUCUGUCCUAUUCUCAUGAACACGAUAUCUCAGUAACACCUCGGGGGAAUUUCGUCAAAUUUGGCACAAACAUUCACUUUGACUCAAAGAUGAACUGAUUAGAGUUUAGUGUACAGAUGUCAAAGGUCAAGGUCACUGUGUCCUCACCAAACAUGUUUUUAGCCAUAACUCCCAAGUUCACAAGCUAAUUAUGACAUAAUUUCACACAAAUGUCUAAUAGGAUAAAAUUAUGAAGUGAUGACAUUUUAUAUUCAAUGAUCAAAGGUCAACUUCACUGUGACAUCACCCUGCAAAUGCACAAUUAUUCAAUGCUGUAACUCAGUUAGGGGAGAUUGAGACCAUGUUUCCAUCAACCUUUCUAUUAUUUUAAUAGAAAUGGACUUCCAUAAAAGGGUAAAUAUAGCCUUGCUGUUUUUUUUACCAGUGAAGUUUGAUGAUUCCUAAUUCUGCUUCAGCCUCCUCUAGGGCCGCCUGGAUGUACCAGGACCUUAACUUUGAGAACCUGUGUCAGAGGCGGGUUUAUGGUUUCACAGCGGUCUGUGUGGAAACUGGAGUGUGCACGCUGUUCAAGAGUGGGUGGCUUGGUUCCCUGAAUCUCGCGAGACUUUCAUUCUGUGGAGAGCGUAGACCGCUACGGUCCUAUCGUGCCAACCCGGUCUCAUCACCGGGCUGACGGACAGACAGAGAGGGGGGACACGGAGCAGGCGACAAAGGACUGACUGGCCGGCAACAUGGAGCUCAUCUGCCGGUUUCAGCCAGCAAGCAGGAAGUGUCUCCUUCCGUAAUAUAUGGCCACCAUGGAGUUGAGAUAACCCUUUCCUCUUUUCUUCGCCAAUCACGGCUGCGGAUCUAAUAUUACCAUGGGUAUUUGGCGUGGUCUACGAGUGGCGUUCAUCCUGGGGUCUUUGUUUAUGAUCCUGCUGAUCAUCGUCUACUGGGACGACAUCGGAGGUUUCAACCUCUAUCCACUGCAGGACCCCAAACACCGGACACUUCAAUCUGAUUCUUGCCCACGGACGACUACAGGCUCUUUGCUUUCUCCCUCCACCAGCAGGGUCCAGAGCAGUUCCUCCCUCACUGUCCCCACCACCGCUUCCAGUACAAAACCCAUGCCUGAGAAGACGAGGGGAGCAGCUGAAGAACAAAAACAGGAGGAGGAGGGCAAGGACAAACAAGAGCAGGGGAAGGAGGAAACACAAGAGGAUGGGAGGGAGAGGAGUCAGACUUCUGCUGAUGACAGGGAACAGGAGGCGAGGAAGCAGAGGAUCAUGGAUGUUUGUUCAGGACGGGACGAUGUGGAAUUCCCUGGAAGGACUCGGGCAUUUGAGCAGAUCCCCAACAGGGAACUGGAUCACCUGAUAGUCGAUGAUACCCACCAGAUUAUCUACUGCUACGUUCCCAAGGUAGCUUGCACCAACUGGAAGAGAGUGAUGGUGGUUUUGUCUCAGUCUCUGAUCUCGCCCUCCUCAGGAAAGCCUUACACUGACCCAGAGGCUGUACCUCCGGACCUCGUACACAACUCCACUCUUCACCUCACUUUCGCCAAGUUUUGGCGCCAUUAUGGUUCUCUGUCCCGCCACCUGAUGGCACUCAAGCUCCAGCACUACACCAAGUUUCUGUUUGUACGAGACCCUUUUGUACGUCUCAUCUCUGCCUUCAGGAACAAGUUUGGAAGACCCAAUGAGGACUUCUACAGGCAGUUUGGUUCAGUCAUGCUACGUCGUUAUGGUAAUGUCUCUGGGAGUUUGCCAGAGACCGCAGCCGAGGCGUUUGCAGCUGGAAUCAAACCAACAUUUCAGCAAUUUAUCACAUACCUGCUGGAUCCAGAGACUGAGAAGGAGAGUAUGUUCAACGAACACUGGCGACAGGUGUACCGCCUCUGCCAUCCAUGCCAGAUCAAGUAUGACUUCAUUGGACGACUAGAAACCCUAGAACCCGACGCAGAUCGCCUGCUGAAGCUUCUGGAGGUGGAUCAUCUGCUCCGCUUCCCUUCAGGGGCUCGAAACCGAACUGCAACCAGCUGGGAAAGAGACUGGUUUGCACAGAUUCCCAUAACAAUGAGGAGAGAACUGUACAAGCUAUAUGAACCAGACUUUGAGCUGUUUGGUUAUCCCAAACCUGACAGCGUAUUACAUCAGUAAUCCAUACAGAGCCAAAGGCCUGGGCACUGCACUGUGUGUAGAGCCCACACCUCACCUACCUGCCUUUAAAGACCAGUCUACAUUGCUGUUUGUUUCAUUUGUUUUGUGCAUACCUCAAAUGACCGAAGGGCCUGCCAGUAUUAUUUUAUUUUUGUCAUCAUUUCAUAUCUGAAGCACACCCGCUUACAAGCUAAGUUAUCCCAUCCGUUCCCCCCGCAAAGGCACUUUCAAAUGUAUUUUGUGAAUAGUAUUUUGGUAUAUCAUGGGGGAAAGGGCUGCGGCUAACUGUUUGCUGACGUUUCUGAGGGUAAACAUGUUGCAGAAAAAUAAAGAGUUUUUCUAAAUGUUUGACUUUCUUUUUUA
Seriola aureovittata is the source of this 5531-nucleotide messenger RNA. Its product is annotated as carbohydrate sulfotransferase 12-like. Gene Ontology annotation, cellular component: membrane. Gene Ontology annotation, molecular function: sulfotransferase activity. The record is from RefSeq and is a predicted model, not a curated record. The coding region runs from base 3888 to 5168 and encodes 426 amino acids. Gene Ontology annotation, biological process: proteoglycan biosynthetic process; carbohydrate biosynthetic process. The transcript is spliced from 6 exons. Lineage: Eukaryota; Metazoa; Chordata; Actinopteri; Carangiformes; Carangidae.